Brassica rapa (field mustard) is the source of this 1451-nucleotide messenger RNA. RefSeq names its product protein disulfide-isomerase like 2-1. Gene Ontology annotation, cellular component: endoplasmic reticulum. Gene Ontology annotation, molecular function: protein disulfide isomerase activity. Gene Ontology annotation, biological process: protein folding. Lineage: Eukaryota; Viridiplantae; Streptophyta; Magnoliopsida; Brassicales; Brassicaceae. The record is from RefSeq and is a predicted model, not a curated record.
AUGCCAUGUCACUAUUUUCUGUAUCUUCCUUCUUCUCUAAUUAUUUUAGUAACAGUGAGAGAGAGAUCAAAGCUAACUCCAAAGCAGAAAGAAGAAUGGCGAAAUCUCAGAUCUGGUUUGGUUUAGCCUCCUUAGUGGCGUUGCUUGUGGUGUCAGCCGUAGCAGACGAUGUGGUUGUUUUGACGGAUGAUAGCUUCGAGAAGGAGGUUGGUAAAGAUAGAGGAGCUCUUGUCGAGUUUUACGCCCCCUGGUGUGGGCACUGCAAGAAACUUGCCCCAGAGUAUGAAAAGCUUGGUGCAAGCUUCAAGAAAGCUAAGUCAAUUUUGAUUGCAAAGGUCGAUUGUGAUGAGCAUAAGAGCGUCUGCACUAAGUAUGGUGUUAGUGGUUAUCCCACCAUUCAGUGGUUUCCUAAAGGCUCUCUUGAACCCCAAAAGUAUGAAGGUGCACGCAAUGCUGAAGCAUUGGCUGAAUACGUCAACAAGGAAGGAGGUACCAACGUUAAGUUAGCUGCAGCUCCACAAAACGUUGUUGUGUUAACACCUGAUAAUUUCGAUGAGAUUGUACUGGAUCAGAACAAAGAUGUCCUCGUCGAGUUUUAUGCCCCAUGGUACUACACUAUCUCUUUCUUCACUGCCCUUGGUUUUUGUUUUCUAAUUCUGAUUUUUAAAUUUUCCAGGUGCGGCCACUGCAAGUCCCUCGCUCCUGUAUAUGAAAAGGUAGCCACGGUGUUUAAGCAGGAAGAAGGUGUUGUAAUCGCCAACUUGGAUGCUGAUGCACACAAAAGCCUUGGCGAGAAGUAUGGAGUAAGUGGAUUCCCAACACUAAAGUUCUUUCCAAAAGACAACAAAGCUGGUCAAGAUUAUGAGGGUGGAAGAGACUUAGAUGACUUUGUAGGCUUCAUUAAUGAGAAAGUUGGGACCAGCAGAGACAGUCAAGGGCAGCUUACUUCAAAGGCUGGUAUAGUUGAAAGCUUAGAUGCGUUGGUAAAGGAGCUAGUUGCGGCCAGUGAAGAUGAGAAGAAAACAAUCUUGUCUCGCAUCGAAGAGGAAGCUAGUAACCUUAAGGGCUCCACAACAAGAUACGGGAAGCUUUACUCGAAACUGGCAAAGAGCUACAUAGAAAAAGGUUCAGCCUAUGCUACAAAAGAAGUGGAGCGGCUUGGACGCGUCCUUGGCAAGUCGAUAAGCCCGGUGAAAGCUGAUGAGUUAACUCUCAAGAAAAAUAUACUGAGCACGUUCGUUGCUUCUUCUUAGAAGCCAAAGCCCUGAGAGAGUAGAGGAGUCGAUAGACUCUAUAUAAACUGAUACAAUUUGUAGAGUCUGUGUUUUGGAGACUUUUCUAUGUCUGUUGUUAUUUCUGUUUUAGUUCUAUACAUUAUGGAUUUAGUUUUGUAUGGAUUCUGUUUGAGCUACCAAAGAAAGAAAUAAGAAUAUCUCAACUAUAGAUAAAUA